Molecule: messenger RNA, 2165 nt
Organism: Bombyx mori (domestic silkworm)
Lineage: Eukaryota; Metazoa; Arthropoda; Insecta; Lepidoptera; Bombycidae
Exons: 17
Coding region: 166-2127 (653 amino acids)
Source: RefSeq, a predicted model, not a curated record
UUUUGUUCAAAUGAUUGGUAUUAUUUUGACAACUUUGACGCAAUGAUUUUUUAGUGAUUUUAUUAGUGUACCACCAUUUUUAUAUUUAAUAAUUAAAAGUUUUGUUUAUUCAAACAUUAGCACCUCGCCGUUGAGUUGUGUGUGCUAUGUAAAUUUCAAGUUAUAAUGGGCGACUGCUUAAAGUUAGUGAAAGAUAAGCGACACAGAAGUUCUAGUAGUCUUGCUGGAGCUUUAGAUUGUACUCGUUCAGAAAAGAAGUUGGACAUAAGAGCUUCGAUACCGGAAGUAGAUGAUCAAUUUGCGCUGGCGGAAGCACGUUGUGAUGAUUUGCAGGACAAAAUCGAUUUAGUAAGAGUGUUAAGGAAGAAAAAGAAAUUAAAAAAAAGAAGUAUGACCAAGGUUGGCGAACCGCAACUAGCUCUAGAUAACAUACCAGUUAUCACAGUAAGAACGCAGCCGAAAAAAAAAGUGUCUCAGCAUGCGGCACGUCUGCGUAAAAUAGAGAUGCCACAUAAUCCGACAAGAGGAUAUGUUGAUCCUGCUUCCGUUGAACAGCAUAUGAUGCUUGGAGAGAUGCGCGGUACUAAGAACUAUAAGCCACCGGAAGCACAGCGUUUGAAGGAGAAACCAGGCUCGGCGGGCUACAAUAAUUAUGGCAAAAAUCAACCUAGAAAAAAUUAUCCAGACGGGGACAGUAUGUAUGGAGCUGGUACGCAGUUCAGUAGCGAGGGUCCCAUGGAGGUGGCUUGUGGUGAUGACGAUACUGUACCUCGUUACUCUGACGUCGACCUCUUUGAUCAGCGGCCACAACAUUAUUCUUUAAAAGUCAAGAACCCCAAAGAAGUGCGUCAAGUUCCAGUGCUCAAUCGGCGAAGACACGUACCUAAAGAUAAUCCUAUUAAAGAUGAAACAAAACGUCACGAGAGUGGUGGCGACACACUAAAACAAUACCGCGGUUCGCCUUCAGCCAACCAACGCCACACCAACACAGGUCAAAGCUAUCACGAGGAAAGGCCGGUGUUGGAACUAUUUAACAAAGAACGGUCUAGUCCCCCGCUCGACGCCCAGCGACAAGCGCAGACGUCAUCAUAUUAUAAUCAAGACAGAUGGAACAAGAAGAAAACCUUCGGUUGUGACAAGAAAAGGGUUGAUGCUCCCGUGCGGCGUCCACUUAACGAGACCGGUCCCGUUGAAUCUAAAAAGUCCCACGUCGAAUCUAAGAAGGAGGAUAACCGUUACCCGCGCCGCGAGAAGUACCGAAGCCAUCGCUACGAGUUGCCCACGGUCGCGUCACAGAUGAAGCAAGCCGGCGUGCGAUAUUACUGUGAAAACACGAAACGCCCUAAUAUACCGUUCAUUGUGAGCAAGAGCACCGCGCCUUCGCAUAACAUCGGCGUAAACAUACAGCAGGUUUUGAAUGGUCUGAAAGUGCAGCAACCCCUCUCCGGCAUACCAUCGACAAUCGCUCAUCACAUGGGGUUGGGUCACGUUUCCACUUACGGUACAAGAAGUGCAACUGCGGUACGUUAUGUACUUUAUUGCUCAGUUUUAAUUUUAACAUAUUUGUGGUUCACUAGUGAUACCCGAUUACGAUUCGCUCAACCGUCUCUGGACAAUCGUGAAAUAAACGUGAUCAAACUGGGACAUCGUAUGUUGCGUCUACCCUCUUACAAAUACAUGUCAUACAAUAGACUCUUGAAUUUAUAUCGCGAGGGAGACGGUAUCGUUCCGAGGUUCUUGAAAGCGAUCAACCGACCGCAUUACUUCUACACUUCGAUGUACAACAGCCUGACCGCCGAUCGGGAUGAUUUUGAUGGCGCCACAUCUAAGGGGCGUGGAGGAAGUCAGGAAGCAAAACAGAGUCUAGCCGAAUAUGCUAGCUUAUAUCGAGAGUAUGAGCAUAUCGAGAAAUGCAUCAAAGAAGGUCCGUACCAGCCGCACCUUGAGCAACGGAAGGAGGAACUAUCUAAAGAGCUGGCUUCUAGAGAAGAACACAUUCGAAAGGUCGUCAAGGAGUUCAAAGCGUCCGGGGACUCUGAGCAGCCGCUCCGGGCGUCCGCGUCCACUACAGAAGACGGGUACAGGCACUCAACAUUCAAAUUAAACGUCGGAGAUCCUCAACUGUAACUCGUUCUGUACUAUAAUAUAUUUUGAUUUGAAAUAAA